UGCUGUUGGAGGUGGCACGACUAAGACGUCCAGCCUCAUAGGUUCUUAACAGUAAUCAGGACGGCGUAAGAACUGGUGUUUCAAUGGGUACCAGUGUAGGCACGCUAGAUCUCAACGCCCGUUACUAUGCAGAAGGACCAAGCACGAUUCCCAACAGACCGAUAGAGCGCCGCCAGCUGAAGCCUCCAAAUCAGCGUUCAGUCAGCCGCGCGUCCCCCUAAUUAUCUGGAACCGUUAGAUGCAUAAUCUGACGCGCGUCAGCCGCGAGAUCCUGAGCGUCCAGAUCUUGUCCGAAGAUGCUCAGAAGAUGCUCGAGAAAGGGCUGUGCUGCACUCAGGUUGUGAUAGUCCAAUUGCCCUUUCGAGUAUACUUGUGAGUCGAUUCAUCACCUCGGUAAAUGCUGCGUAGACGAUCCUCAUGAUCGAGAAAGGGCUGUGCUGCUAUCCACGAUGAUCCUAUAGCUCUUUCGAGUAUCUCCGCGGUGUGUACAACUUUUUUCGAGCCGCGAUGUAGAUAAGUUUUUUCGAGAAUCUCCGCGGUGUAGCUUACCUCGGUAGCCUUAAUAGUGUAAAGGUGCGACCUUCUGUGAUCGUGAUCCUCGGGAUACCAUGUUACCCCCAUUAUUGUCCUAGAAUGUUUUCCUAAGAAUGAGCUCUCCCCCGAAAGAUGGAGAACCCAAGGCUACCUCCGAUCGCGGCGAGAACGCCAGAGAAGUGGAUCAUGAGUCUAUGCUAGAUAGGCACGGAAAAUCGGAUCGUGGGAAACAAGGACACGGCGACACGGCCGAGCCUGAGUCGAAGCUAGAGUUCCGGAGGCACGGCGAUGACACAGUGGAAGGACAGAGAGAGAAGCAAGGGCGUAGAGAGAGUUUAAGACUCAGAGUUCAAGGGCCUCGGUCCCCUGCUGCUGCUGCCACAGCUGUUGGUUCUGCGGUCGCUGUUGCUCGAGAUUUCGCGUUUGCUCCUGGUUCUGCUGUUGCUGGUUCCUCCGCUUUUGGAUAUGAUUCGGACAUAGCAGAGGUUGCAAGUAGAAGCGCGCCGAAGCACGGAACUAGGAAACGGCAACGCGAAGAGACAGAGGGCGAUGGGGUCGAGAGGAGCGGGGGGGAUGAGCGGAGCGGUGGGGAUGCGCGGAGCGGAGGGGCUGAGCAGAGCGGAGGGGCUGAGCGGGGCGGCGGAAGCGGAGAGCGGCGAUUGGCGGAUCUGAGCGACGACGAUUUGCAGCAGCUGACGCGGGAAGAAUGCCGACGGCUGCUGCAGGAACAAGGCAUGCGACGACCGUCGUGGACGAAAUCCUUCGCCGUGCAGCAGCUCGCAGCUCUUCGCGAGCUCUCGUUACUGCCGUUCCCGCUCACCGUCCAGCCACGUCAGCUCGACGCCCAGCCACGUCAGCUCGCCCGGCCACGUCAGGGAGAGUCAUCUGCUGCUGCGAGGCAGGACGCGAGGCCAGCCCCUACAGCAUCCAGCGGGCAACAGAGGGAGCGAGAAGCAGGGGGAAUCGAGCAAGAGAGGGAGAUGGAAGAAGCAGGACGGAGGGGGCAGGAGAGGGAGGGGGAAGCAGCAGGGGGCAUUAGUGAGCGCGGUGGUGGCGCGGGGCAGCAAGAGAGGGAAGCGGAGGCGCUAGUAUCCGCGGAGGCGCAAGUAUCCGCGGAGGCACGACUAGCGUUUGCGGAAGCGUUUCUGCAGCAUGUCCUUCAAGAGCGCGCGCAGCGUGCGCAAGCAUCCGCGGACGCGGAAGCACCCAGGCGCGCAGAAACCUCUGGGCAUGCGGAAACCUCUGGGCGCGCGGAAGCAUGCUGGGACGGGGCGGAGACGGCGAGAGGACUCGGGGAAGAGGGAAGAGGCGAAAGCGCUGAGCGCGAUGGGGGAGGAACGGGGGAACGGAGGACUGAGGGGGAGUGGGGGAAGGGGUUGGCGGAUGAGAGGGGGAAGCAGGUGCGGGGAAGGAUUGACUUGGAAACCAGCCCAGAGGAUGGGGGUCGCCCUGAGGGGGAGGAGCAGGAGAGAGGAACGAGGGAGAGGGUCGAGGAAGGGGAGGAAGGAGGAGAGAGUGAAGAGAGAGGAGAGAGGGGAGGAGGGGUAGCGGGGGGGAGAGGGAGUGGCGGGAGGAGAGACGAUGGUGGUGAUGGCAGUGGCAGGAGCGGUGGCAGCGGCAGCUGCAGUGGCAGUGGGAGUGGUGGCGGUGGUGGCGGUGGCGGCAGCGGCAGCGGCGGCGGCGGCGGUGGUGGUGCUGGUGGUGCUGGUGCUGGUGCUGGUGCUGGUGUUGGUGGUGCUGGUGGUGGUGGUGCUGCUGGUGGUGCUCGUAAGGAUGGAAGUUUGGCUUCACAUGCAGGUCCGGUGGCAGGCUUGGUAGCUCGGCUCGGUACACCCACCGUGGCAGGCUGGGCAGGUCAGACGAAGCAUACAGCAGCAGGAACAGAAGCCCCAGCAGCAGCAACGGAAGCAGCAGCACAAUCAGCCACAGAAGCAGCAGCAACAACUGCAGGAGUAGCCACAGAAGCAGCCACAGAAACAGAUGAAACAGCCUCACACGAAGCCGGAGGGGAGGACGAAGGAUUUAAGGAAAGAAAGAAGGCUGGGCAGGUGCAGGGAGGGGUGACCACGCAUCAACAGGAAACAAGGAAAGAGCCAGUACCAGAGGCAACAGUAGCUUUGAGCGAGUGCACUCUUGAGGCGCCUCAGAGGUGUGCGCAAGUGCAGGGAGGGGCGCCCACCCUGCCCCAGCAAACAGGGGAAGAGCCAGUUCCAGCGCCAACAGCGCCUUUGAGAGAGGCGCGCGUCCAAGCAUCAGCACAGCAAGCAUCAGCGCUGCUGCGGCCGCGCUCCCCCCUGGUUCAGCAGCAGCAAUCUCAGCUGCAGCCGCAGCAGGCUCAGUCACAACUGUGGUUGCAGCGGGUGCAGCCACAGCAGCAGAUGGGGACGGAUGUGCGUCUCAGUCACCCUCGGCCUGACGUCUCAGCAGAGCUGGAUGUGCUUAUCCCGCCUCUCCCCCGCUUCAACAACCCCCCUGAACUCGCCUCUGCCGUUGCCGCUGCUGUGGCUGCUGCUGCUGGUGCUGGUGCCGCUGCUACGGCUGCUGCUUUUUCUCCCCAGCCUGUUCCUGUUGCUGUUCCUGCUGUCUCUGGCACCAGUGCACCUGCACCAGAUAACACCUCCCCUCGUUCUGCCUCCUCCCACAGAUCUCCCUCCCCCUCUCCUUUUCCUGCGCCUUCUGGGCCCGGGGCCCCCAAAAAGAAGGAUAAAGAGGUGGUGCAAAGGAGUGGGGGAGGGGGAGGGGGAGGGAGAGGGAGAGGGAGGGGCCGAACCAGCACCCAUGCACAAGGGGGCGAAGGCAAGCAGACUGAAGCAAGAGCUGCCAGUCACGAGAGUGAGAAAGGCGAGGGUGAGAAAGGGGAGGGUGAGAAAGAGGAGGGUGUUCAAAGCGAGGGUGACAAAGACGAGAGUGAAAAAUGCGAGGGUGGUAGCAGCAGCUCCCAGGACUCUCCCUGGCAGUCAGUCGCGAACAUUUCUCCACGGAGCCAGGAGCUGCCCGGCCAGGCCGAACCUGCCCGAAGACGUUGGCCGGACACCUCAGCUGUAGUGGAAGGGUCGCCAGUGCCUGUGUCUCCAAGACAGGCCACAGGGGGCACAGGAGCCACAGGGGCCACCAGGGGCACAGGCACAGGAGCCACAGGGGUUCGUUUGUUUGGCUCUUCUCUUGUUGAAGGGUCACUGGUGCUGAAAACGAAAGGGGAAGGCGGCGCUGGGAAGGCGAGGGGAGGACGAGGAAAGGAGGGGAAAGAAAGGGCAGAGGAAGGGGAAGACCAGUCAGCUGGUAUGUCUGCCUCAACGUCUGUGUCUCCCUCUGUCUCAGUCGCAGCAGCAGCAGGGGCGGAAGUAAGGCCAGCCACUUCUACUGCUGUGUCUGCUCCUCCUCCUCCUGCUGCUGCUGCUGUUGCGUCUCCCGUUGCUGUUGCUGCUUCUUCUGGUGCUGCACCUGCUGCCACUGCUUUUGCUGAUGCUGCUACUCGUGUUACUGCACCUGCUCUUGCUGCUUCCACAACUUACAAAAUAGCGGCAGGAGCAGCAGUCUCCGUCCCUGAAGCAGCUGCACCAACACCAGCUGCACCAACACCAGCGGCAGCAGCAGCAGCAGUAGUUUCGACCACACAGGCUUUCUUAGUGUGCUCCAUCUCAGCUCCGCGUGGUGGCGAACGGCCUGCAGCUGCUGUGGCAGCUGUAGCACCUGUAGCACCUGUAGCACCUGUAGCAUCUGUAGCACCUGUAGCACCCGUAGCAGCUGUACUAGCACGUGGUGGUGAAGGGUCAGCACUAGCACUAGCACGAGGCACAGCAACAGCAGGAGCAAGAGGAGCUCCAGCACCAGCAACAGCAACAGCAACAGCAGGAGCAAGAGGAGCACCAGCACUAGCAAGAGCAAGAAAAGCAGCAGCAGCCGCCGAAGCAGCAGCAGCAGCAGCAGCAGCAGGAGCGGCAGGAGCAACAGCAGGGGCAGGGGCAGGGGCAGGAGCAGGAGCAGGAGCAGGAGCAGGGGCAGGAGCAGGGGGAGGAGCAGGGGCAGGAGCAGGGGCAGGAGCAAGAACGGAAAGUCCAGCAAACGCUAGCACAGCACCAGAACCUCUACCAACCUCCCCACAAGCAGGAGCGGGAGCAGGAGCAGGAGCAGGAGCGGGAGCGGGAGCAGGAGCAGGAGCGGGAGCAGGAGCAGAACGAGCAGGAGCAGAACCAGCAAGAACGAGACGAGCACCAGAACCUCUACCAGCCUCCCCUCAAGCGCCGGCGGCGCCAACACCACCUGCCACGUCUCCUGCCACGGCUUUAGCACCUGUAGCUAAUGUAGCGGACUUAGCAGCUGCAGGAGAUUUAGCCCCUGUACCUGCUGUGGCUGCUGCUGCUGCUGUGGUGCGUGUGGCUUCUGUAGCAGAUGUAGCCGCGGAAGCCGUUGUAGCAGCUGCAGCGCCCGUAGCAGCUGUAGCCUCUGUAUCAACUGUAGCAGAGGAAGCUAAAAACACUGCCUCUCAAUCUGGGUCGCAGACCCAGUCUGUAGCACACACGUCAGCAUCUGUAGCACAGACGUCAGCAACUGUAUCCCACACAUCAGCAUCUGUAGCACCCAUAUCCGCGUCUGUAGCACAGAACUCCACAUCUGUAGCACAGGCGUUUAGAAUGCCAGCAGAAUCUAUCAGGGUGGCAGAGCGCCUGGCUGCUAUUCCCAUUCCCGAAGCCCUCUCCAGGAGAUUUGCAGCAUCAAGCUAUGCCCGGAGAUUCGGAUUUGAUUUCCCCUCGGUACAGUCACACGUGGGGGCGGGGCCAGGAGGGGCAGAAGGAGGAGGCGCAGGAAGGAGAGGAGAGGGGGUAGGCGGUGCAGGAGGGGUUACAGAAGCAGCCGCACCACCAGCAGCAGCACCAGCAGCAGCCGCACCAGCAGCACAAGCACCAUCAGCAGCAGCAGCGGCGCCGGCGCCUAGUGCUACUGCAGCUGCUGCUAGUGGUGAUAAAUCCAGAGCUCCUUCUGCUGCUGCCACUGCUGCUUCCACUGCUGCUGCCACUGCUGCUGCUGAUCCCUCGGCUCUUGCCUCUUCUGCCCUGGCCGCAGCAUCUGCUUCUGGUGGAGCUGCUCCGUCCUCUCCUGCCCUGGCUGUCUCCUCCUCCCCGGCCACUGCAGCUCCCCGCUCUCCUGCCCUCGCUGCGUCCGCCUCCCCAGCCCCUGCGGUGCCAAAGGUGGAGCCGUCCUCCGCAUCCACGUCCGAUAGCCAGCACAGGUCAGGGCAAGGCCAACAGUCAGCAUCCCGGAAGAGGAGGGGGCAUCCGGGGGAGGCUUUAUCUUCAGACGCCUCAAGUAGAGAGGAAGGGCAUGGGAUGGGUGUUUCAAAGACUGGGGCUAGAGGGAAGAGAAAGGAGAGGGAGAGGAGCGGAGAGAGAGGGAGGGGGCGGGGGAGAGGGGGAAGAAGCGAGGGAUUGAGAGGGGAGAGAGUGAGGGGAGAGGAGGCAAUGGGCGGAGGGAGAGAGCACGAAGCAGAUGCAGUGGAGAGCCAGUAUCAGCAACAGCCACCGCAAGGGGAAGUGGAUGUGAAGCCACCGCCACUGCCUCCACCACCACCACGGGCACCGCCAGAAGGAGAAGCAGGAGAAUCAGAAGCAGACGUAGUGGCCGCAGCACCAGGGCAGUCGCUCGGAGCGACAGUUGUGAGUGGGAGCCAUGGGAUCACUCUAUCCAUCCCUCGAGCAACGGUUUCUCACCCCACCAUUCCACGCGCCCAUGGCAUGAGGCUGCCCCAGAGCGGGUGGGAGGCACUGCAGCAACAGCACUACCAGGAAGAACAGCAACAGCAACAACACCAACUGCACCGCCAGUCACAAGAGGGUCGACAUCAACCGCAGCAGCAGCAGCAGCAGCAGCAGCAGGAGGAGGAGGAGGGGAAAAGUGCAGCAGAACGAGUGCAGGCGACCGGAUUGGGAGUGCCAGCUGCACCUCCCCCAGUUGUACCUCCCCCUGGAUCCUCGCAGCUGACGAUCUUCUAUGGGGGGAUGGUGCACGUGUAUAAUGACGUCCCUUCAGACAGGGCCCAGGCGAUCAUGCUCCUAGCUGGAUCGGGCACCUCCUCCUCCUCCUUCCCUCUCCCCCCCGGCCUCCACACCACUCAGCAGUCCUCCAUCUCUUCUCACCGCGCCCCUCUCUCCUCUCCAUCCACCCGCGGACCCCCCCACCCCCCCUCCCUACCUUCCCCCCACCACCCUCACUCACUCGCCUCCGGCCCUUCCUCCUCCUCCGCGCAGUACCUUUCAGCUCACCCCUCUGCUCCGUCCUUGUCUUCCGCCCCAUACCCUUCCGCUCCUCCCAUCUCCUCUCCCUCUGCUGCUCUCCUUGCUGCCUUUCUGCCUCACCAUGCGGCGUCAGGUGCGGGAUGGGAGAGAGUUAGGGAAGCCCUGCGGGAGGGAAGCACUGGUGGCAGGGGUGGCGGUGGUGGUGGUGAUGCUGGUGUUGGUCAUCUAACAGAUGUGAGAGGUGCUGGUGCUGGUGCUGGUGGUGAUGGUAGUGGUGGUGGUGGUGAGGAUGAUGACCACCUGGGGAGGGAGAAAGCUUCUUUCCCACUACAACUACACGAUCAACAUUACCAUUGGCAGCAGCAACAUCAACGACAGCAGCAGCAGCAACAGCCACAGCAACAGCCACAGCCGCAGCAACAGCCACAGCCACAGCUACAGCCACAGCCACAGCCACAGCAACACCAACAGCCACAGCCACAGCAACAGCAACAGCGGCAACAGCACAGUCCCCCCCGACAUCUAUCAGCCCAAAUCCGCACACACUCACUCUCCCUCUCCCCCUCUCCUCCUUCCCCCCACUCCCACUCCUCUCACUCUCCUUCACCUUCCCUGGGACCUUCCCUGGGGCCUUCUACCUCCCUAGGCCCUUCCCUAGCACCCACGGUGCACGUGUAUGUUCAGUACCCAGGCACCCAUCUCCCCCCCUCGUCCUGGCCUUCUGUGCAAAUCUCAACAACAGCACCAGCAGCAACAACAGCAGCAGCACCACCACCACCACUACCACUACCACCCAUUACAGCAAUAGCAGCAGCAGCACCACCACCACUACCACCCACUACAGCAAUAGCAGCAGCAGCAGCAGCUGUGCCAACAGAAGGGGCGGGCUGGCAGUAUACACCCUCCCAGUCUCCCCCUUCCCGCCAGCAAAGCAAGUUGCCAGAAGGGAUGGGAGGAGGAGGAGGAGGAGGAGGGAGAGGAAGAGAGGGAGAGGGAGGAGGAGGGGGGAUAGCUGCUGCUGGAGCGAUUGCGCGACAAGUGGUUGAGAGGGAGAGAAGAGGCGCUGCUGCUGCUGGGGGGAGUGGCAGUGGGAGUGGGAGUGGAAGUGGGAGCGGUAGCAGGAGCGGUAGUGGUGGGAGUGGGGGUAGUGGCAGCCACACAUAUGCGACAAUAAAAAAAGAACUCCCUCCGGCGUCGGGGAGACAAGCUUCUCUUGCUCGAUAUAAGGAGAAGAAGGAAAGGGUUGUGUCUGCAGGACAAAAUCAAGGUUACAAGUGUCAUCUCGACGUGGUAACCCUCGGUCAACACCACCUCCCGCGUCGCAACCCCCCUCGUCAAGUUCCAUGUCGCAUGGACAACACACUUUGAGCUCGGUGCCUCUGGAACUUAGGGAGCUGCUGGAGCAGCAACGGCUACAGCAACAACAGAUACAGCAGCAACAACAACAACAACAACAAAAACAGCUAUAGCAGCAGCAGCAACAACUACAAGAACAGUUGUAGCAACAGCAAUAGCAAGUAUUGCAUGUACUACAUGAGCGCCAUGCUUAAUACCAGGAUCAUCAAUCACAUGAACAUAUACAAGAGCAACCGCUAUACGAGGAGCGUCAAUAGCAUCAAGGUUCCGUUACUUUUUUUCAUAGCACUGAAUCUGAAGCUCCAGAAGGAGAUACAGGUUCGCGAUCUCUCUCUCAGGGGCAACGACAGGUAUGAGAGGAAUCAGAUCUACAACUACUUAAUUUUGGGAUGAUGCCAUGCCGUUACAUAUUAUAAUAUGAG
Closterium sp. NIES-67 is the source of this 8542-nucleotide messenger RNA. The record is from the annotation of a GenBank genome assembly. NCBI's taxonomy places the organism in Eukaryota, Viridiplantae, Streptophyta, Zygnematophyceae, Desmidiales, Closteriaceae.